This is a messenger RNA of Penicillium paradoxum, 1491 nucleotides long. RefSeq names its product Mob1 family protein. NCBI's taxonomy places the organism in Eukaryota, Fungi, Ascomycota, Eurotiomycetes, Eurotiales, Aspergillaceae. The record is from RefSeq and is a predicted model, not a curated record. Gene Ontology annotation, cellular component: cytoplasm. The transcript is spliced from 2 exons. The coding region runs from base 1 to 1491 and encodes 496 amino acids.
AUGACUGCUGCGGGAGUCUCUCCGUCAAGCUCCCCGCGGCUUCCCAGCCCGCCUCCGUUCACUGAAGUUCAGAUUGGACCUCAGUCGCCAUCUGUUGGGGAGUCCUUCGGCCAAGAUUCUGAUUUACUCGGCGUUCCGAUGGGAGAAGACGAGGGCUCGACGCGCAGAAUCAGACCAGGGACUAAAUCCGCCGAUAUGGCAUUUGGUCCACCGCUGAUUCCCCUUGCCCAGCUUGACUCUCCAUUUCAGCUCCAGGAACACCUCAAAGCUUUGUACCAUCACUAUACGAAACCCGAAGGAUCUGACAUGGUCGUUCCGAUCAACCGCAAGGUUGCGAUACAGCUGGCAGAUCCCCCAGAGGGAGUCGAUCGAUCACUUUGGCUAUACGAAUUAUGCCGAUUUCUUACUAUGAAAGUUAAUAACCUGAUCAUUGCCUUUUUCGCCGAAAGCCCGCCUUGCUCGUCGCAAACGUGCCCUGAGAUGCGAGCUUCCGAGUGGCAGUAUCUCUGCGCCGUGCACGACCCACCCAAAUCUUGCUGUGCAAUCGACUACUGUUGCCAUACCUUGGAUUGGGCCACUAAUACUCUCACAUCGCCGAAAUAUUUCCCCAGCCGACUUACGCUUGGCUCUGAGAAUGCCGGAGGUCCUCAGGCUAGCAUGAGACACUUGACGAACAUAUUCCGCCGCCUUUACCGCAUAUUCGCACACGCAUGGUUCCAGCAUCGGGAUGUAUUCUGGGAGGUGGAGGGUCACGAUGGUCUCUAUGUGUUCUUUAAGACUGUCUGCGACAUGUACAGCCUCAUCCCGCAGGACAAUUACACGAUCCCCCCUGAGGCCGAAGGCCCCGAUGCGAUCCCGCAGCCUGAAGAAGAACCCGUUGACAGCAAGCGUCUGACAAUUCUGCGCAAGGACGGUGAGAACCCAUUUGCUGCCGUUGCGGAGAGUCUGGAUCCGUCGCUUGGUACUGGUGCAACCACUCGUCGCCACAAGCACAGUCCUUCGACUGGAUCGCAUGUUACAACCAUUACAGAGGGUCCAGAGGAUUUGGAAGAGAGCCCCCAGACGCCAUCACCCCUGCGUGAGGCCCUGGAGCAAUCACCCGAACCGCGCCCUGUCUCCGUACUGGAGAUUCCGACUGAGGGUGCUGCACCUGCCGCUGCGGAUGAAGACUCUACCGAAGUGGGAGAACCAUCCGAAGACCCUAUUGUGGAGUCUCAAGAACAGGCACUGGAAGAAUCUCAGGAGCAGCCAUCUGAAUUGCCAAAAGAUCAGGAAAAAGUUGAGAAGACCAAUGAAAACGAAAAGCUUGACACCGAGAACUCAAAUCCGAAGAUAGAACCAUCCGUCGAGAAUCCCGCUAUCGAAGACAAGGAAGAAUCAACUCCUUCUGAACAACCCGAAGACAAUGUUGAGGUGACGCCCGCGGCGCAGGAUUCCUCAACUGUCUCUGAGACCAAACCAGAGUCGGAGAAAGCGAAAGAGGAAUCCUGA